AUCCUAGGUACCCAAAUGAAGCGUGGCAUUACCAUUGAUAUUGCCUUAUGGAAGUUCGAAACUACCAAGUACUACUGCACAGUUAUUGAUGCUCCUGGACAUCGUGACUUUAUCAAAAACAUGAUUACUGGUACUUCUCAGGCUGAUUGUGCCGUCCUCAUUAUCGAUUCUACCACUGGAGAUUUUGAGGCUGGUAUCUCAAAGGAUGGUCAGACUCGUGAGCACGCUCUUCUUGCUUUCACCCUUGGUGUCAAGCAGAUGAUCCGUUGUUGUAACAAGAUGGAAGCCACC
Molecule: messenger RNA, 291 nt
Organism: Papaver somniferum (opium poppy)
Lineage: Eukaryota; Viridiplantae; Streptophyta; Magnoliopsida; Ranunculales; Papaveraceae
Product: elongation factor 1-alpha-like
Exons: 2
Biological process (GO): translation; translational elongation
Molecular function (GO): translation elongation factor activity; GTPase activity; GTP binding
Source: RefSeq, a predicted model, not a curated record